UCCGUCUCAAUAUGUCUCAAGAUGGCGGCCAAUGCGGGAUCGAUGUUUCAAUAUUGGAAGUGCUUUGAUUUACAGCAGCUGCAGAGAGAACUGGACAGCACCGCCACAGCCCUGGCCAACAGACAAGAUGAGAGCGAGCAAUCCAGAAAAAAGCUCAUCGACCAGAGCCGUGAGUUCAAGAAGAACACACCAGAGGAUCUGCGAAAGCAGGUAGCUCCGUUGCUAAAGGGCUUCCAAGCAGAGAUCGACGCUGUCAGCAGGCGAAGUAAGGAAUCAGAGGCUGCUUUCCUCAACGUCUACAAGAGGUUAAUCGAUAUCCCAGACCCGGUGUCGGCCCUGGAGGCCGCCCAGCAGCUCCAGCUGAAGGUUCAGAGGAUGCACGACAUUGAGACGGAGAACCAGAAGCUCCGCGAGACGCUGGAGGCCUACACCCAGGAGAUCGCCGAGGUCAAGAACCACGAGGUAACAAUAAAAGCACUUAAGGAGAAGAUCGAGGAGUAUGAAGAGACCCUGAAGAAUCAGGCCAAGGAGCUUGGCCAGGAGGAGAGGAGACAGAGUGAGAAGAAAGAGGAGGAGAAGGGGCAGCUUCGCAACAUCCAUGCAGAGGACCAGAGUGAACACCAGGAGAAGGACGGCUCCGUGUUAAAGCUGGUGGAGGCUGACAGUAAGGCCCAGUCAUUACAGACCGCACUUGAAGCAACUCAGGCAGAGCUUUUGGACCUGAGGAGCAAGUAUGAUGAAGAGUUGACAGCAAAGGCCAAUGAGAUUGAAGUGGUUAUGUCAGACCUGGAGAGAGCCAAUCAGAGAGCAGAAGUAGCGGAGAAGGAGGCAGAGGCCCUUCGAGAGCAGCUUUCAUCUGCCAACAAGUCCCUUCAGUUGGCCACACAGAUCCAGAAGGCCCCUGACAUGGAGCAGGCCCUGGAGGUUCUCUCACGCUCCAGUCUGGAGGUGGAGCUGAGUGCCAAGGAACGGGAGGUGAUGCAACUGGCCGAUGAUGUGCAGAGACUGCAGGCUAGCCUGGCCGACGUCCGAGAGAACUCUGCCUCACAGAUCAGCCAGCUGGAGCAGCAGCUCAGCACCAACGAGAGCUCUCUUAAGCGACUGGAAGGGAAACUGCUGGAGCAGUCAGACUAUGAAGACGUCAAAAAAGAGCUCAGUAUCCUUAAGUCCAUGGAGUUUAGUUCUUCAAACUGCUCUUCAGCACAGGACUGUAAGAAACCCUUGGAGUUGUUGUUGGAGAAGAGUAGAAGCCUGAAGACUGAGAGCUCCUCCCUGCGUCAGAACAACAGUGAGUUGAGUGGUGUGAGGGAGCGGAAGGUUAAGGAGUCAUCAGAGGGGUCACAACGGCUUCCUGCUACGCCCAUGGGUACCAACAUGCAGGGCUCCCCUCCUCCUCCCUCCUCUCAGCACCUCCUGCGCACAUCCUCCGUUGGGUCCUCUGACACUGCGCCCGUCACCGCCGCCAACGGCACGCACCACUUCUCACCCACGGGCGGAGGGCUGGGCGGACAGGACUUCUUCAGCCCCUCCUCGCUGGCGUCGGCGGGCAACACUUACCCCCUGGCAGGCAAAGUGGCUCUCAACUCUCUGCUGCAGCGCCAGCUCAUGCAGACCUUCUACUCCAAAGCCCUGCAGGACUCUGUGUCCGCCUCGGGCCAGGCCCUGCUCUUUUCGCCAGCCCAUUACCCAACCCCUAACUCCCUCUCAGCCAGCCCCCUGCCGCCCCAUCAGUCCCAUCAGCCAUCCACAGGCAGCCCGGACGUAAACGGCCUGGCCCCCUCGCCCAGCCAGUCGGAGGGGACCGGGAGUGUCUCAGAAGGCGAAGACAUGGACACGUCGGAGAUCGCGCGGCAGGUCAAGGAGCAGCUGAUCAAGCACAACAUCGGGCAGAGGAUCUUCGGCCACUACGUGCUGGGGUUGUCCCAGGGCUCGGUCAGUGAGAUCCUGGCCAGGCCCAAGCCCUGGAACAAGCUGACCAUCAGGGGCAAGGAGCCCUUCCACAAGAUGAGGCAGUUCCUGUCAGAUGAGCAGAACAUCCUGGCACUGCGGAGUAUCCAGGGGAGACAGAGAGAGAACCCAGGCCAGAACCUGAACAGAGUGUUUCAGGAGGUUCCGAAGCGAAGAACCGGCUCCGAAGGCUCCUCGAGGCCAGGGAACAUCACGACACGUAUCCGUACUCUGGAGAGUGGCUCCGACGAGGCCAUCAAGUCCAUCCUGGAGCAGGCCAAGAGAGAGCUGCAGGUCCAGAAGGCUGAUGGAGUGGAGGACAGACAGCGACGGCAGGCAGGUUACCCCAGAGGCAUGGGCAACUAUUUCGCAAAAUAUGCACAAAGUCUGAGACUCGUAGAUGCGCCUCAGCCCCCGUGUUCCUCCAGUGGCGGUGGUGUCAGCUCAGGUGGAUCAUCCAGUUCAGACGAGACCAUCCGCUCCAUCCUGGAGCAGGCGAGGAGGGAGAUGGAGGCCCAGCAGGCUGCUCUGGAGCCCAUCCUCAAGGCCUCCUCCAUGGGCCCCUCCGACCUGGCCCUGCUCUCCCCCAAACUCCUGGGCACUCCUACCCUCCCGGCCUCCUUCUCUCCCCUGGCCCUCUCCCUCAAGAAGCCCUCCGUCCCCCCUUCCUCCUCGCCCUCCUCCUUGUUGGACUUUCACUCUACCGUGGUGAAGAAGGAGUCGGGAGAGGUGGCGGUGGGAGAAGGUGGGGGAGGGUCGCUAACGGAGGGCGGGCCCAAGCAGGGGCGGGGCUCCUGGAGGGACCAAUGGUGGAGCAGUAUGCACCCUGGGGGCCGUGGUGUCACGGCUAACCUGAGCGAAGACACGCGGAGUCAGGAGGACAGCAAGGAGAAGCCUCCCCGACUGGGCAGCUCCUCCUCUGCGCUGGCCCCUUUCUCCUCCGUCUCCUCCCUGGACUACUGGAAGGACUGGCCCCGGGCCGAGUCCCCGUACUCCCAGGCUGGCUCUGAGCCCGGUGGGGGCUGCAACACCCAGGGGCCCAGCCGCGCCGACACGCCCCAGAGCAGCCCCUCCCCACUGUCCCUGAGCCUUGGGCCCCUGGGGUCACUAUUGAACCCCGGAGCCAAACAAGCCAAGCCAGUGGUGGCGCCCCUCACACCAGAGCAGUACGAGUUCUACAUGUACCAGGAGGUGGACACGGCCGAGCUCACGCAGCAGGUCAAGGACAAGCUGGCCAAGAACGGCAUCUGCCAGCGCGUCUUUGGCGAGAAGGUGCUCGGCCUGUCUCAGGGCAGCGUGAGUGACAUGUUGUCCAGGCCCAAGCCUUGGAGCAAGCUGACCCAGAAGGGCCGGGAGCCAUUCAUCCGGAUGCAGCUGUGGCUCAAUGGAGAGCUGGGCCAGAACGUCCUGCCUUUACAGGGUCAACCUCAAGAGAACACCCCAAAGACCUCAGCCAGCUGCAGCCCGGCCCCGGAGUCACCCCUGAGUUCUGCUGAAGAGUCUGUGAAGAGCCUGGGGGAUCAGGGCAGUGGAGGGGGGGUCUCCCAGGUCCCCCCCAGAGAGCUCAGUGAGCCCUCUGAGUCCCAACCUGGCACCCCACUGCCCGUACCCGGCCACUCGGGCCUCAGCAUUCAGGAGAUGGUGGCCAUGUCACCGGAGCUGGACACCUACGUGAUCACCAAGAAGGUCAAGGAGGUGCUGACCGACAAUAACCUUGGUCAGCGUCUGUUUGGGGAGACCAUCCUGGGUCUGACCCAGGGCUCAGUGUCUGACCUGCUGGCGAGGCCCAAGCCCUGGCACAAGCUCAGUCUGAAGGGACGCGAGCCCUUUGUCCGCAUGCAGCUCUGGCUUCAGGACCCGCGCAACGUGGAGAAACUCAUGGACAUGAAACGCAUGGAGAAGAAAGCCUACAUGAAGCGGCGCCACAGCUCAGUGAGUGAGAGCCAAACGGUAGACAGCGGCGGCUUGUCGGGUGGAGACUUCAGCCAGGGAGGGAGUCCACAGCACGGUCUCGGCCACCACCUGCACCAGCAGCAGCCCCCCCAGCAGCACCUGAAGAAGCCCCGCGUGGUGCUGGCCCCCGAGGAGAAGGAGGCCUUGAAGAGGGCCUAUCAGCAGAAGCCCUACCCCUCGCCCAAGACCAUCGAGGAGCUGGCCUCGCAGCUCAAUCUCAAGACCAGCACCGUCAUCAACUGGUUCCACAACUACAGGUCUCGUAUCCGACGGGAGCUGUUCAUCGAGGAGAUCCAACGAGGCGAGGGCGGAGAGGGCGGCUCCCCGUCCACCAGGGCAGGCAAGGCCAGCGAGGGGGACAGCUGCGAUGGCACGGAGUCGGACGGCACGGUGGAGAGCACGCGGCCCUCCCAAGAUCCUCACCCGCCCUCCGAGGGGGAGGGGGGCUCCGACCACAGAGACGAGGGAACUACCUCCGCCACCAGCAGCACCGCGGCAGGUACCAGCAGCCACCACAAGGGCGGCGCCCUUGAUAGCCUGUUCAGCUUCCCAGAGAGCGGCCAUGUUUCCUCUGUGGCCACAACUGCCCGCAACCCCCGUGACAGCAGCCUUCGCAAAAAGAAAGCUGCCAACCUCAAUAAUAUCAUCCACCGCCUGGAGAAAGCUGCCAGCAAAGACGAGCCCCAUGAGUGGGAGUUUUAAUAGGGUCCCCCAUGCUCACGCUACCAAGGAGAGAGUUCCUAUUUUUCUAGUGCCCUGACUGCACAGUCCCAAGGCUAAGCUGGGAGCAGUGCUGCCGGAGAACAACUGGCGUCUUUAACGAGUUUUCAUAUCUAAGAGGUUUUAGAGGUUUUUUUUCGGAGAAGUGAAAGAAAGGCAACAACCUGGUUUUGUUUGGAGAUAAAGCACUUAACAGCCCUGCUGGCCACAGGGUCCAAACACCAUGGGCCAAAGGUGCAAAAGAGACGGAAGACUUGCUCUACUCCCAAAGGAGUGUUACAGCACAGGAAGAAAAAUGUCAAAACAAGCAAUUCUGUGUGUUUAUUUGUGUGUGUGUGUGUGUGUGUGUGUGUGUGCUCGCGUGUGUGUUUCCCUUUGAGAGAUUUAUUUGCCACCUCAAAGUUUUCUAACCUUGUUCGCUCAGUGAGUAUUCACAUCUAGCUGACCAACUGUUACAAAUAUUUCCCUUUUUCUCUGUUUUCUAAGAGGUUCCUUCUCGUAACCCCACAGUAGUUUGGCUAUCCUUAAGGAUGGUCAAAAAAUAAGAACAGAAAGAUAAGCGUUCAGAAAAUAAGCGACUGCCUUCCUUUCUGUGCCCCAUAAAUGGCCAUGUGAUGGCUUUGGAACUCUUAAUAUGCUAUGGACUCCAUUGAGAAAGGAAUCAACAUUUUUAUCAAUUAUUUUUCUCCUCUGAGAAAGAAAAAAAUACUUUUUAUAGCGAUUUGGUUGCCACUAAGAGAUUGCACAGUCGAUCGACUCUAAACAAUUCUAGUUUUGAUUCCUAAAUAUUUGGGAAGGAUAUAAUGGGUAUAAAGAGAAGAUUCAAAUGAUCAGUUGAAAAAAUAUGAUCACUUUUUAGUUCCAAAUGUUUCACUGUACAACAUAAAAUGCAAUGGUCAUGUCAGGAAAAAGGAAAAAUCUGAAAAAAUGUUGUUGUGGCUGACUUUUAGUGUUCUUUCUUGUGAGUGACCUAGAAGCUCUUUGAUAAUUAGUGCACAUUUCUUUCAUAGCUUUAACUGACUUUCGGGGAACACCAUUUUGGUAGCACUGGGAGCAUUUGUUUAAUACACUCCAUUUUAGGCAGAAAUCUGGUUUGAGGGGGAAAAAAGUUAAAAAAAAAACUAAAAAGAAGUAAAAAAGUUCACGGGGAAUUUCAGUCUAGAGACAUUUUUAAAUACGAACCCUGCUUUUUAACCUCUUUAACCAGAAAAACCACACUAUUGUGACCUCAGAACCAGGGCAGGCCGUAGAGCCGACGGACACUGCUCUUCACAGGUUGGCCCUCAGACAGGAGGCUUGCGUUUCAUUGGGUGAAAAAGCCAGGAGAUGCACAGCUCACUUUACUGUAUAUUCCAAGCUUCAGGCUCUUCUGCUCUCAACUCUUUACCUAAAGUUGUGUGUGUGUGUGUGUGUGUGUGUGUGUGUGUGUGUGUGUGUGUGUAUAUAUAUGUACAUUGUAAAAACUAAAGACAGACACGAAACACAAGCUCCUGUUGCGUGACGGUUCUCCCAAACGGUGCACUAUGAGGAAAAGAGGGAGUGUCUUGUGUGCUCCUGUGUAGACGAGCUACAGGACCUGGUCAUGGGCACCUCUCACCCUCCUUUAAAACCAUCUGACAUAUAUUCUCCACAGACUGCCAUGCUGUAUUGGCCAAAUGGUCCAAACAGUGCCAAGGCUAAGUAGAGAAAUCUCAAAGUAAUUCUUUACUGAUUUAAUAAGUAAUACCAAAAGUUAUUUCCAAAGUACUGUCAAUGUGACACUCCCAAUCCAAUUUGGUCCUCUCUGUUUCCAAAUGAAGCUGAUUCUCCCAGCAGUCGAAAUGCCCUCUCUUCCUGAAAUGACCAGCAGUAGAAUUGCUUCAUGACUGUUAGGUAGGACCUCCAUUCUCCCCCUGGACCUACAUCCUGGCUCGCUGCAUGUCAAUAUAUCUCAGAGGUUUAGAUCACGUGACACGGGUUGGUGGAUUAGACAGAGACAUUAGUUUUAUACUUAACCCUGAACUCGACACCCCCCCCCCCCCAGACCCCCACCCAAUCACAACCUCCUCCUGAUCUCCUCCUACGCCCCACACUCACAGUGCCUGCCACCCCCCCAACCCCCCCACUCUCCCUGUGUGUCUGAGUGUGAGAUCGCACAUCCACACGAGCACAAGUAGGCGUGUUCAUGUGUGACUUCUGUAUGCACGUAUCAUACGUGGGGGUCGUGAGGGUGUGAGUGAGGACUAGCUGCCGUGCUCUGCCGUACACACCAUUUUGUGUGUGUGUGUGUGUGUGUGUGUGUGUGUGUGUGUGUGUGUGUGCGCGCGCGGGUGUGUCUGUGUGUUUUAUAAAUCUGUGUGGCUUUGAUUUGUACAUACCCGCUCAGAUGUAGAGUGCACAACUGCCACCCUUUCUUUGUUCUAAUGUUUUGUAAAUGACUUGGCUUCUGGCAUAGCAGACUUACAGGAGGUCCCUUUAUGGCCAUAUAUUAAAGACACAGUAGAUCACUCCAACAUAUACAUUAUUAUUUUUGCUUAUUUAUAGGUGCUGUAUUAUACAAUUGUAUGUCUAAUUUGAUUUCUGUUUUCUAUUAUUAUUAUUAUUAUUAUUAUUAUUAAUUUUAUUAUUAUUGUUAUUGUAUGGAAGGGACUAUAAGGGGUUCUUUUUUUUUUUUUAGACUGAUAGACUGCCGGCAGUAUUGGGUUAUAGGUACAAGAUGUAGUUGUCAUACAUGUAUAUUAGUGAUAUUUGAAGACGUUUUGACUGUCAUUGAUAUGGUUUGAACUGAAAUAACAGAACAACCACAUGACAUUGUCUAUAGCAUUAUGGUGCAUUCUCCGUUCAUCGUUUGAUGUGUCUGCAUUUUUAAUUUCCUCUUCUUUUUAUUUUUUCCUUGUAUGCAUUUUCCAUACAAGAACAUUGGAAAUCAGGUGGACUUCUAUUCUGUGUUGUAUGUUUUCCGUGUACCACUGAAACCAGAACAGGACAGUAUUUGUGUUGGUUCUCCAGAACAUUUGGCAUCACCUCAGAAUCUGACAUUUACUUUAAACAUUUCCCCUGCUAUAUUCAAGAUGAAAAUUAGUAGUAAUAGCAAGAUAAGUAUAUAUGGACUUUAAUCUAGCAAGACUUUGGAAUUUCCUGUUUAUUGGCCAUGUUUGUAGGACCAGGAGAUUUUGGGUCUUUACCAUCCAACCAACAUGUGGCUCUGCACAAGGCUAUGGAUCAUAAACUGUCAACUGAGAUGCACUCGAUGAAAUCGAAAACGUACUCAAUUUAAUGCUCUUAGUACUAUGCACAUCAAUAUUCAGACGAUUAUUUCAUUGAAUCUGUUAUUUACAAAAUAUAUGUUUAUUUUCUCCACACCAACUGAUCAAAUGACCUGUCUAUAUGUCCUGUAACAUUUACACAGAUCUGUGUGUGAAGCACAAGUACUACUGACCGAAAACCUUUUCAGAAGGGGAAGCCAACAAAAGCAUCACAAUUUACCCUAAAAGUGUGAUUGCAUGCUCUUAAAGAUGUUUCUGUGCCGCUGCGGCUUUACAAUAAGCUUAGUCUUUAAUGACUUCACAUAAUGAAGUUGUAAUGAGAUUAAUUUUGCAACUUUUCAAAUUGCGUGCAUUUGGAGCACAAUACAUUGGACUUAAUGUACGGCUGUCUGAUUCCCGCCUCAUACCCUGCCCCUCCGACAGCAAAGCUGCUGGUGAUUGGAUCACCUCCGGAGGGCAGUGAAGUUAGCACACUGUUCAAACGCCCUGCAUCCUGCCCGGUUCCAAACCACGCCUCCCUCAAGUGCCACACUGCCGGUCUGGGCCAAGCCACAGCAGUCCCUGUCAGCUGGUCAAGCUUUUCUACUCCACUUCCUCUGAGAGACAUUGGCGACUGAACAAAAAUAGUUCAAGAGUGUUUUUCUCGUUUUGAUAAUAGCACAAGCGCUGCAGCAUGUAAUGGUCUUUCCAUAUAAUAGCUUUUGACAAGUUUAAAUUAAUUGUACCCUAAAACAUUACCUAAAACAUGACCUUUCAAAAAAGGCAUUGAUAUAUUAGCACUAUUAAUUAAAGAGACAUCUUAGCACUUAGCGGUCUGUGAGUCUUUUCCUCCAGACUACUUUAAGUUCAUGAGAGUGCCUUUGCCUUUAAGUGAUCCAGGCCCGAGUGUUUGUUUUAAGGAUUACUCAUAAAUGAAUGCAGUAAAGCUGACUCAGUCUAUUGAACUGAAGUCUUGCACCCAUCCCAUUGUCAUUCUUAUAAGCAUUUUCAUCUCUGCUUUCCAAGUCUUGUGCAGGCACUACAUGGAAACAAUAAAUCAUUUUGAUCGGUCUCCUACAUGCUGUUGACGUCUGGAGUUGUUUUGUCUGGAAAUGGUCCCCUGCUGUUAAUCAAAGGAAUGGCAGUUGUGGGACUGUCUGCAGUCCUGGGCUGGCUCCUCCAGAGGUGAUGCCAAUGCAGACUGUUGAAGGCCACAGAUUAAUAGAAGGUACUCAGUCAGAAACCUGGUCAGGUAAUAGAGGCACUGGAGUUGUUGCUCACUUAACCUAGGCCUAAAAAACACCAGCCGUGUUAUUCAAUGGAGGUUCCUUUGGAGGGAGUAUUGUUGACAUACAUUGGACAAUUAAUGCUAAAAGCAUAAAAAGUGGUAAUAUGUAUUGUGUGUAUGUGUUGCAAAGCAACAGUCCAUUUGAAGCUUUACUUGCUUGCUUUGUUAUUUUAGUAUUGUAAUGUCCACAUCAUUCAGUAUUUCAGAAUAUUGGAAAUUAGAAACAUGGAUAGAAUAUGAAGUUCUGAUUUGAUAACGUUAUGAUUCAAUUGUUAAAUAUAAUUCUGUACAGACAUUUUAAAGUCAGGUCUCUGCUCAUUUUGAAGUUAGGAUUAAUAUUUUGCAGUGAAAUUGGCAUAACUGGAAAUGUAACCAAUUUCUGUUUUGCUAAAUGAUUAAAAUGUAAAUAAAUCCUACUCAAAAACAAAAAGUUGAUUCAGUUACAACCAAAAUGCUCAUAAUAUGCUAACAAUGUUUUUAUCAUAAAAUAUAUUCUAUUAAUAUUACAGAGAAAGCAGCAAAGCUUCCUUUGACACCAACUGUUGCUUUGUAGAACCUACAGAUGAAACAUUAUAGAGUCUUAAAUGAGGCAUGGGUAAUGCCAAAAUGUCAUAAACAUGCUGACUUUGAUCAAUUCCAAUUGUGCUUUGAGAUACACAUCAUAUAAAUGUCUGUCAUCCUUCCUCUAAAGGACUGUUCUUUGGUGUAAAUUGCAUGAAAAUCAAACAUUAUGUCUGGAUUUUGUAAGAAUCACUAGUGAAAGGGAUUUGAUCAAUGGUAUGUGAUGGCCCCAAAGGGAUUUCAGUUUGAUACUAUUACUAACAUGUCAAGAUGUGCUGUCAUUAUAACUGUUGUCAGCUAUUGUGUGGAUAGUGCAGGCGAUAUUAGUAAUAGCUGACAGGCAGUGCUUUUGACUGGUAGCUGAUUUUGUGUGGAUUUGUUUCCUUUAUCUACUUCUCAUUUGACGCUAACGGAUGAUUUUAACAGAAGUUCACUCACUGUCUCCUCAUAUCUUGUUCUGCUGUCAGCUAUUUUGGAAACAUUGCAUGUGUUAUUUGCCCUUAAGCCCAGAGGGAAUGUUUUUAAUCAACCAUAAUUAACUUUCUUCUUAUCUGAUUUUUUUUUUUCAUUGUAUGGAGGGUUGUGUACUCUUACCUAAUGGAAGUCAUUCUGGUUGUAGUAGAAACCAAAGUGGUUAAAUGAGUUUUAAAAAAACUUCCCUAUUUUGAAACUGAACUUCAUUGGUUGUUGUUGAUGUAUGCCACACCUCUUUCUUCAUGCUAUAGAUUACGUUCACAUGCAUGACAUUGCUUUGCCAGACUCUACUAAUCGGGGAUUGCAUCUGCAGUAUUCAAGGACAGGAUGCGCCUUGUGACCACAGUCAUAGAAAUAAUGCUAAACUGAAUAACACAGAACAUAGACAAAGACAGAUAUCACACACCAGUACAUGAGCAAUACAACUUAAAAAUAAGGACCAAAUCUGUCUUGACUACUUGUCUUUGACUGUUUUCCAUGUUCAUCCAGAGAUCCUAAAGAACAGACUACACAGAGGUCCAUCUUUUUUUUUCUUUUUUUUUUUGCUCCUGUUUUUGUGUGUUUCUGUCAUUGACAAGGAAAUGUUUUCUUUAAGUGUGGGUCUGUUUUGUAGAUAUGGAGUUGUGUUUAGCUUUCUGAAUGCACGGGUAAGAUUCUGAUUAUCAUGAAGAAUUAGGGGAGGGGAUUUUACAGUGGAACCCUGGAGGAAGCAUCCAAAUCAACACUGGUUUAUACAAAGGGCAUUUUGCAUGUGUUCGUGCUUUUCAUGUGCUACAGUUCCCUUCUGUGUUUUCAUAUUCGUUUUCAGUUUUUAAGAAAAACACAGGUUGUUCCAUUUAAGUCCUACGUUAAGCAGUGUACAAUUUGUUGCAGAAUCUAUACAAUUAUUUUGGACGAAUUUCAGGAAUUUGCCCUUUGCAAAUAUUUUUCUAUAGAACUAAAGCAGAUUGCUAUCAAUAUUAUAUACACUGUCAUAUAAAAUUGUACAGAUGAAAUAUAUCCUUAUAGAAAGUUAAGCAUUACCAUGAGUUUGAUUUUGUUAUUACUGUCAAAGUUUUUGUAGUUCUCGCUCUCUGUAGGGUUGAUGUGUUUAUAGCUGUUUUAUUCUUCCAUAUCAGGACUACAAAAACCUCCCUCUUCUGUGAGAUGGACUAUAACGAUCAUUGCAGAUGUUUCACCAUUAGCUAGUGUUAAGGUGUUAGUCUUUCAUGGAUUCACAUUUCUCUUUAAAACCUUUAUUCAUUUCCUAUCCUUAACGUAAUCUGUGAGACAAACGUUAGCCCAGUACAACACAGAGACCAUUGUGUUGAUUGUUAUAAAAGCAUUAUAGAACCAUAUCAUGUCACAUCACCAGCCCCAAAUUUAAGCUGGUUGUGAUUUCGGCCGCUUAAGUCCUGCCUUGUAGGCUCUCCAUAUUCUUAUGUCAGGAGCCACUGGUUUUGACAAGGUUUUUUAAAGUGUUUGCCAAAAUCACAAUGAAAUCUGAUUUGCCUUCCCAAGAGUUUUUUUUUUAACAUGUUUUUCAAUGUUUUCCUAUUCAAUUGAAUGUGUCUAGAACACAGCUGUGGACAGUAGGCCUAUUGUGUUUGGUUGGAAGUGUCAGAUGUGGACAUGGUAAUAGUUGGGAUGACAUUGACAUUUGAAAUAGAAACUAUGAAAAUGAUCAAUGUGAGCAGUAAUGAUAUCCACUCUGAAUUUGGUUGAUGUGUGGUCAUAUAUACUAGUCUAUGCAUUUCAAAUUGCCCAAUGCUGAUUUACAUUUUGCAUCCAACACAGUGAGUGGCAAAUAGGUUACGAUCAAUAUAUGUUCAUGUUUACAUCGAUUAAUUGCUGGUUGUGUUACAGUAGUACAGUGUUUGUCUAUUGUCAACCAAUUCCAAAUGGACAAUUCAUUUAAUCUAACCUAACAUCCGUUAAAGCUGUGUUUUUAGAGCUUUAGUGAAGAAAGCAUGAUAGAACUACAUCACCCACAGUCUCCUUCUUCAAUUUAGCACUGCUCCAUUGGCCUCAAAUGACUAGGAUUUUGGAAAUGGACAAAUCUCUGCUAAACUGCUGAAUUCAAAUUAGUUUUGUUUUCUCUUUUCCAGUUAACAUUUGUUAGGCUAUAUGCUAUAUCUCUCUAAGAUCAUGGUUUUCAGCUUGUCAUAUUAUCACAUUCUUAUUUGCUAAUUGUGAAAGAUCAAAGCUAGCUAGAAUACUCAGAGGUGGUUAUGGCUCCUCCCCUUUCCUACUAUCCUACCGGGUUUAGAAACAACCUUUAGAGUUCUAUUUUUCAACUGAUGAUUUUGAAACUGGGACAUCACAAAUGAGGAGGGGUGUGCGUGCGUUUGCGUGUGUGUGUCUGUCUGUCUGUCUGUGUUAUGGAUGCCAAUUUGGCCCUUUGUCUUCUCCUUCAAAGUUCCAGAGGUCUCCAACUUUUGUGUAUUUGGUCAUGCAGCCAUCUCUCAUCAGUUGAACCACUGUAAUGUCCAGUCACUUUCUUGGUAGGCUUUCAGUUUAGUGUAUAUACAUAUCUGCAUACACAGGUCACAUUGGUCAAAUUAAUGUCCUUUAAUAGCAGAUCUUGAACACCUGUUACAAUAUACACUGCAGAUUUUUGGUAAUAAUUUAGAGUAACAUGUUGUUGUGUUUUUUAUUUACUUUUGCAUUGUAAAUGGUUUGAAGAAGAUUGCAAUGUUAUCUCAAAUAAUAUUUGACUAUUUCACCACUGCUGUAAAGGCCUUUUAAUCCUUUGAAUGAAAGGUAAUUUUUUUUAACACUCAUUUUGGCCAACUCCAUUAGUUAUGACAGAUAUGGCUUCCAUAUAAAUUUGUUUUUGUGCUAUUUAAUUUCUUGUGAUUUAAUCUUUACUAAACUUCACAUUGAAGUUGAUUACCCUAAUGUUACAAAUGGAAAAAAAAUAUCUUCAACCAAAAGUGUAUUUCUCAAAGACUUGGCACUUGCGGCCGAAGAUUGGCGCAAUUCGCUUUUCCUCUAACACUUCACUUAGAAAUUUAAACUUGACUUGGGGCAAAAAUGGUAGGCAUUCAUAUGACGUUGUGUGUGUGCAGUAUGUGUGUGUGGAGUGUUGAGCAGCUCCUAUGCAGUGAAGGGCUGCAGUUUUGUUAUUCCUAUUCCUUUUAGUUUGUGUCCCAUUUUUUACUGACUGCUUUUGAAGUGAGGAACCCUCCCACCAUCUCAGCUGGUCUAGUUGCGUCUCUCAAAGCUCAGGUGGAAACUACUUUUAGCGGAGUCAUUGUGUCACUAUCACUGACAGCAACAGUCAUCCUCCUCUUCAUCGCCAGUCCAGGGAGAGGUGUAGCUAGUUGCUGUCGGUUAAUCUAUUUUUCUAGGCCUCAUGAUCAUCGACAAUGAGAGGUUAACACCUUCACAGAAAAAAAAAAAACCUCUUCCUGUUAGUUAUCUUGUCUGUUUUGUUGAUCUGGUUCCUUUUUAUUUGGUCAUUUAAUUCAUGUAGUCUGUUCUCAGCACUGUAAGACAGUCCCUAUACAAUAUGGAGAAGCAAUAUCACUGUAUGAAACUCACUAUGUAUUAUUAUUCACUAGCACCCUAGGUGUAAUAAUUGAAGUAAAUAUCUUUUAUACAAACACAA
Messenger RNA from Esox lucius (northern pike), 13759 nucleotides. It is a transcript of the gene cux1a, whose product is annotated as cut-like homeobox 1a. The record is from RefSeq and is a predicted model, not a curated record. The coding region runs from base 22 to 4602 and encodes 1526 amino acids. Gene Ontology annotation, biological process: regulation of DNA-templated transcription. Lineage: Eukaryota; Metazoa; Chordata; Actinopteri; Esociformes; Esocidae. The transcript has 24 exons. Gene Ontology annotation, molecular function: DNA-binding transcription factor activity, RNA polymerase II-specific; DNA binding.